AUGGCAACUAAGUUUGUACUUGUAUUGUGCGCUCAAGCACUUUUGAUUCAGUGUGCAGUGAGUCAAAUUUCUUACAACCCACUUCGCCCUGUCUACUCUGGAAUUCCAUCUUUGGGUGCUAUUAGUGGUAGCUCCAUUGUUGAAAAUACCGUCGUUGAGAAUUCCGUUGCCAUUGGCAACAGUGGAUGGGGAUUGGCCAACAAUGGCUUGAUUGGUUCCGGACUCGGUCUGGCCAACGCUGGUGUUGUUAGCUCUGGACUUGGUUUGGCCAAUACUGGAAUAAUUGGAUCUGGACUCGGCUUGGCCAAUACUGGUGUCAUCAGCUCUGGUUUAGCCAACUCUGCUGUAAUCGGUAACACUUUACUGCCUGCCCCUAGCGCUGCAUUCCUGGAUAUCACGUCAUUCUCUACCGGCGAUGUUCUGCCCAUCAAUAGCUUCUCUCCCAUCGCUCCAGCUGGCAUCACUGUGCUGUCACAGAAUACUAUCGAAGGACCUUUGGCGGUCGUUGGACAGCUACCGUUCUUGAGUGCAGUGGCGUUUGAGGGUGCGCUGCCUUCUGAAGGCGCGGGCGCUGCUGGAUGCGGCUGCGGUACCGCCGGCAACAUUGGCAUCAUCAAGGAGACUUUCGCACCCAUUCCAGCACCAGCUCUUGGUGGAAUUGGUAUCGGAGCUGCUGGCCUUGGAUUAGGCGGAGCACGAUUGUUCUAA
Messenger RNA from Achroia grisella, 708 nucleotides. Its product is annotated as chorion class B protein Ld10-like. The record is from RefSeq and is a predicted model, not a curated record. Gene Ontology annotation, molecular function: structural constituent of egg chorion. Gene Ontology annotation, biological process: multicellular organism development; chorion-containing eggshell formation. Bases 1 to 708 code for a protein of 235 amino acids. The transcript has 2 exons. Gene Ontology annotation, cellular component: egg chorion. Lineage: Eukaryota; Metazoa; Arthropoda; Insecta; Lepidoptera; Pyralidae.